This is a messenger RNA of Sparassis crispa, 1587 nucleotides long. Its product is annotated as Phenylalanine--tRNA ligase alpha subunit. The coding region runs from base 1 to 1587 and encodes 528 amino acids. Gene Ontology annotation, cellular component: cytoplasm; phenylalanine-tRNA ligase complex; cytosol. The transcript has 10 exons. Gene Ontology annotation, molecular function: phenylalanine-tRNA ligase activity; tRNA binding; ATP binding. Gene Ontology annotation, biological process: phenylalanyl-tRNA aminoacylation. The record is from RefSeq and is a predicted model, not a curated record. Lineage: Eukaryota; Fungi; Basidiomycota; Agaricomycetes; Polyporales; Sparassidaceae.
AUGGCAGAAACGAUCCAGCAGCUCAUCCUGGAUACUCUCGACAAAGAUGGCACUCUCAAGGAUACUCGGACACUCGUCCUGCCAGGCUCUUCGGAGCCCUCUGCGACCCAGGAAUAUCAAACCACCAUCCUUGGCGCACUCAAUUCACUUGCCAGUCGAGACAUGAUCACAUAUACGACGCAAGAAACUGUCUCGCAUGUGCUCACCCUGGAGGGCGCCCAGAUCUCGCUGGAAGGAUCGCACGAAGCUCGCGUGUGGGCAGCGCUACCCGCGAAGCGAGAUGGCGCGCCCGUGACCCCAAAGGAGCUCGAGAGAAAGGUCGGCUUUGAGACCGCGAAGAUCGGGCAAGGGCGGGCCUUCAAGAACAAGUGGAUCGGCAAGGAAGGGGAUGGUUUGGUCAAACUGGCUUCGUCCAUACAAGACGCGACGCAGUUGGAAUUGCGGGAGGUGGACUCCACUGGCACGUUGAAAGCGGGGGAGAAAGCUCUCGCGGAGUUGCGGAAACGCAAGCUCAUUGCACAAAAGAGGGGACAGUGGUUCACGGUCAAGAAGGGCCCGAGCUUCAGCACAUCUAUAGCCAAGCUCGAGACCGAUCUGACAAUUGACAUGCUAACUUCAGGGUCAUGGAAGACAGCACAAUACAAGAAAUACAACUUUGAGGCGGAGGGAAUGCCGCCAAAUGGGGGCGCCUUCCAUCCACUGCUAAAGGUUCGCGAAGAGAUCCGGAACAUUUUCUUGGAGAUGGGAUUUGCGGAGAUGCCAACAUCAUCCUUCGUCGAAUCCGGCUUCUGGUGCUUCGACGCACUCUUCGUUCCCCAACAGCAUCCCGCACGAGAAGUCCAGGAUACCUUCUACUUAUCAGACCCAUCGACCUCCCUCCCGCCGCCGGCCGACUACUACGCCCGCAUCGCGGAAGUACACGAACACGGCGGGUACGGCUCGACAGGCUACCGCGCGCCGUGGUCCGAGGCGGAGUCGCGCAAGCUCCUGCUGCGCACACACACAACGGCCUCCUCCGCGGCAAUGCUCUGGAAGCUUGCCGCGCGGUGCCGGGGCGAGGGCGCGUCUGCGGAGGAGGCAGACGCGCACUCUGGCGCGACGAAGGGUACCGCGGGGGCCGACGACGACGGGUUCAGGCCCGCCAAGCUGUUCAGUAUCGAUCGCGUAUUCCGGAAUGAAACGAUGGACGCGACCCAUUUGGCGGAAUUCCAUCAGGUUGAAGGCGUUGUGGCGGACCGAGGACUGACCCUUGCUGACCUGAUCGGUUUCAUGCGGGUAUUCUUCAAAAAGAUGGGGAUCGAGAACCUGAGGUUCAAGCCCGCGUACAACCCCUACACAGAGCCGUCACUUGAGAUCUUCGCCUUCCACCCACAGCUCCGUAAGUGGGUCGAAGUUGGCAACAGCGGCAUGUUCCGCCCGGAGAUGCUCGAGCCCAUGGGCUUUCCGAAGGACGUGCAUGUGCACGGAUGGGGCAUUGGACUCGAGAGGCCUACCAUGAUUCGGUAUGGAAUCAGCAACAUUCGGACAUUGGUAGGCCAUAAGGUCUCGCUGGAGGGAGUAGAGAAGUCCCCAGCGGUCAGGUUCUAG